GGAAAACUGACUGAAUUCAGAGGGUGAAAUCCGCACCCAUUCGUCGCUCCGCUCCAGGGAAAUCAACUCGAUUCGCCUUCUGAAACCAGCUCAAGUCACCAGCAGCUCAGGUGAAAUUCCCCACGGUCGCCUGUCUCACAACCGAAUUCGUCCCGUGGAAUCGGCUGAAUUUGCCCAGGGAAACCAGCUAAAUUCACCGCUUCGAUCCGGGGAAAUCGGCUCCAUCUGCCUGCCGGCGUCACCGAAAUCCCGGGAAUUUGCCCAGCGCCAGCUGCUAACUUCGCCCGGCGGGAAACUAACCCUGGAGAUCCCUGCCCCGAGCCCAGCCAAACCCGCAGCCAUGAGCACCGAAAGUCUGGUCUGCGACAUCGAGAAGGGGGGCGUUAUCGUGGUGCGGGAGUCGCGGCCCGCCGACGGCCGCUGGAAAUGCCUCAGCAUCUGUUCCUUCCUGCUGCUGGUGGGAGCCACGGCCGUCUUCGCUCUGCUGCAUUUCAGAAACGGGGGGCCCUUGAUCAGCCAGGAUCCCAAAGAACCCAGGAGUUCGGGCCACACACAACUUACAGGUCCUAUGACGAUGAAGUUGCAGGCCCAGUCGCUGAAAAAGCCAGCAGCCCAUGUCGUAGCAUCCAGUGACUCCAAAGAGCUGAUCUGGACUGACAAAGUUGCACACACCAUGAUGCAGAACGGGAUGGCGCUGGUAAACAACAAGUUGGUGGUCCCGUCCGACGGCCUCUACUUCAUCUACUCCCAGGUGGUCUUCAAGGGAGACAAAUGUCCGGAGGAGUCCAUUCCUCUCCGGCAUACCAUCUUGCGCUACUCCGUUGAGUACCCAGAAAAUGUUCCCUUGCUGAUGGCCAUCAAGUCGUUCUGCGAGGGGUCCAAGGCAGCCAAGAAUGAGGAGGGGGUGUGGUUCGAGUCCAUCUACCAAGGAGCUGUCUUCCAGUUGAUGAAAGGUGAUGAAAUCUCCUCUGAAAUCGACUCGGCCCAAUAUUUAGACCUGGACAGCAAUGGGCAGGUGUAUUUUGGGGUGAUUGCAUUGGAAUUAGGCGCUCCCCAAUAAUGAUCCACCAUCUUCCGUCCUUGGCCAACGCAUCCUCCAUCCUUGGUCAACCCACCAUCUUCCAUCCUUGGUCAACCCUUCAACCCUCCUACCCAACUGGCCUCCAAAGCCAAGACUACCACCCCGCAUCCCACCACAUCAAACUGACUAUCAGAGAUGAUCGGAAGACCUCUAUGGACAUCCUUUAUGCCUCUCUGCCAAUAUGCCGCAUGUAGCCACAGACGUGCCCACCUCUAGGGACCAGAGCGGACGACAAUCUCUCUAGACUUGGCCUGUCUGUGGCAGUCAGGAUGGGGCUUUGGGUUUCAUCUUGGUAGGACCAAACAAGAACCUGCCAAGAGAAUAAUGUACCGGGUUAGAGAUGCUGACUUACAAAAAUGUUGUGUUAACUAAUAUUGUAUUAUUUUUAUGGUUAUUAUUGUUAAUUAUUGUGGCUAAUAAUUUAUUUAUUUAUGUAUUUAUAUUUAUUGGGGUUAACAAACCUGUGCUGGUGCACGGAGAGAUUUUUGUGUGUGUUGUACACACCUACGACAAGUAUAGGGCAUUGUGUGUGUGUGUGUGUGUGUCCAUCCACAAAUUCUAAGAUUCUAUAUACACAUCAGAAAGGGGUAGUGGGUGUGUCUACACAUAGACCCACAAAACUGUAGGCAAUGUUGGUGUGUUUGUAUCACAAGCCGCAGAUAAUAGACAAUUUUGUGUAUACACACACACACACACACACAGAUGUUGCCUGUGGAUGUUUGACACAAACCCACACCGAUUUUUAGCAAUUCUGGGAGUUUGUAUGUUUACAAAACACCCAGAUUUUCGGAGAAUGUGUGUGUGUGUGUGUGUUUGUGUGUACAGAGUGUCACAAAGUCUUCUUUCCAACAAGACAGCCAUCCUCCAAAUCAAGCUGGCGGAGGGUGUGACAUUGUGUCACUCUUCGAGCUAGGCAGCAACACAACCUCACACCAACCUGCCAUGUUGCUGCGAGUGCUUUGUGGUGGCUAGACUAUGCACUGGCCUUUAUGUAUACGGUGUAUACAUGACCCUAGCUGGCUCUAUGGAUGUAUAUUACACACUGCCAGGACUCCUGGGUUCUCUCCCGGCUUUGGGAGGGGAGUGGGGUCCAGUGGUUAGAGCAGGGGGGUGGGAGCUAGGACUCCUGGGUUACUCAAGGGAAUGAUGUUCUCAUUGUGAGGGGAAGAGAUAUUUGUAUCUGCGAUACAGUUUUCUCUCAAGCCCCUGAGCUCACGUCUCUUUGGGGAUUUCAAACGUUUUAUGUUAAAAUGUCACAUGCUCGGGGUGGGGCUCACGUGUCUAACUCGUCGAAUCUCUUGCCCCUCCUGGUUUGAUCUUGUGUAUUGUGGUUUAUUUUAUUUAUUGUGGUUAUUUAUUGUGUGUUUAUUCCCCCUGUGCGGGGAGGGAAGGGGGGAGAAAAAAAAAGCUGUUUGU
Messenger RNA from Malaclemys terrapin pileata, 2497 nucleotides. RefSeq names its product tumor necrosis factor (gene TNF). The record is from RefSeq and is a predicted model, not a curated record. Gene Ontology annotation, cellular component: membrane; cell surface. Gene Ontology annotation, biological process: tumor necrosis factor-mediated signaling pathway; immune response; positive regulation of transcription by RNA polymerase II. Bases 341 to 1060 code for a protein of 239 amino acids. The transcript has 4 exons. NCBI's taxonomy places the organism in Eukaryota, Metazoa, Chordata, Testudines, Emydidae. Gene Ontology annotation, molecular function: tumor necrosis factor receptor binding; CD40 receptor binding; cytokine activity.